GGUUGUCACUGUCUUCUGUUUUCGCAUGCAUACACAUUCUUCCGUUCGAUACAACGAAGCGCAGACUAAAAUUUGCCGGUCUUAAGAUGGGCUUGACGGAGUUUAAAAUACAUUUUGACAAUCCUUACGCUACUUAUUGUCCUGAUCAAACGGUCACUGGCAACGUAAUUCUUACUAUCGAUUCGACUAAGAAAAUAAAAGCUAUUCAAUUACGGGUCAAAGGAGAAGCUGAUACUUAUUGGUCAACUGAUAGGCAAGAACUAAAUAAUGAUGGUCGGUACAGGACUGAAACAGAUGUUGUUACUGCCCACGAGGAAUAUUUCAAGGCACAAUUUUAUAUUCUUGGCUCUUCAUCUGGAGAACAAAUAGAAUUACCUUCAGGAACACAUAGUUUUCCAUUUAACUAUGUUCUUCCACCAAAUUUACCAAGUAGUUUUGAGUCAGAUUUUGGACGCAUUCGAUACACAAUGAAAGCAAUUUUAGAUCGCCCAUGGAAAUUUGAUCAUGAAACUAAAGUGGCUUUUACAGUUAUCUCUCACUUAGAUUUAAAUCAACAACCAAAUGCAUCUGAACCUGUAUUACUAGAAAAGAACAAAACAUUUUGUUGUUUAUGUUGUGGAACACCACCAUUGUCUGUCAAUAUUUCACUACCUGUAAGAGGAUAUGUUCCUGGGCAAAUGAUACCAAUUAAAGUAAAUGUUGAAAAUCAAUCUGGAGUUACAGUAGAAACAUUAAAACUCGUUCUCGAAAAGAUUGUUACUUAUACUGCUACAACACCACAUUCGGAAAAAAAAGUCGUCGAAAACACAGUAGCAGAAGUUAGUAAGGGUCCAGUUGGUGGUAAUGAAACUACAAGCUAUGAGCAAACUGUCAAAGUGCCAUCUAUACCUCCUUCAAAUUUAAACAAUUGUGGAAUUAUAGAUCUUGAAUAUAAAUUAAAAAUAGAAGCUGUUGUUACAGGACUCUAUUACCGAAAUUUAAGGGAUAGUACCCCCAUUUAUAUUGGAACUAUACCUUUGUCUACCUAUCAAAUACCGCAGCCUUCAGAAAAAGCUAAAGAUAUAUAUCCAUUGCCUACAGCUCCUGAAGAAUCGCAUAAUUACUCUUCACCAACAUCAAAUCUUUAUCCUAAUCUUGCUCCACCAUCUUACGAAGAAUCUAUUUAUCGCGCUCGAAGUCUUCGAGAUCGCGAGGAAUCAGAUUAUGUUAUAGGAACUGGACAUAAUUUUGCACCCAGAUAUCCAGUUUAUAAUUUUAAACCUUCACAAUUAUAGUUAUUUUUUCCUUCCAACUAAUGAAUAAAAUUAUUGUGAUAUUAGAAUCAUCUUAUAAACUAUAACAAAGCUUUUUUAAUCAACGAAUUAAAUUCAAACUUUUAAUUUCU
Molecule: messenger RNA, 1384 nt
Organism: Ceratosolen solmsi marchali
Lineage: Eukaryota; Metazoa; Arthropoda; Insecta; Hymenoptera; Agaonidae
Product: arrestin domain-containing protein 3
Exons: 7
Coding region: 87-1274 (395 amino acids)
Biological process (GO): protein transport
Cellular component (GO): cytoplasm
Source: RefSeq, a predicted model, not a curated record